Molecule: messenger RNA, 231 nt
Organism: Gongylonema pulchrum
Lineage: Eukaryota; Metazoa; Nematoda; Chromadorea; Rhabditida; Gongylonematidae
Source: the annotation of a GenBank genome assembly
AUGGUAGCAGCAGAUGGUGACGUGGUUCAGCUAAGUCUCGCACACGCUGGCGGGACAAAUCGCCAUGCAGCCGGCAAUGGAGAUCAAAGUGACAUCAUAGCGCUCGAUUUUGAUCCGCGACGUGAGCUGAUGUUCUGGGUGGAUAGUCAGCAGCGGAAGGUUUACCGCUCUGCGCUGCCGAAAGGUUCAUCUUUCGAAAUUAUCUCAAUAAUCGGACAAGAGGAAGUUUAG